Messenger RNA from Linum tenue, 1897 nucleotides. NCBI's taxonomy places the organism in Eukaryota, Viridiplantae, Streptophyta, Magnoliopsida, Malpighiales, Linaceae. The record is from the annotation of a GenBank genome assembly.
AGGGAACAGAACCCACUACCCAAAAGGCCAGAAAGAUCGAAACUUUCCCCUUUCCCAGCUCCAUAGACAUGAAUCCCCUUUCUGGGUUCCUUCUUCCCCUGCUCAUUUUCUCCUCCCACCUCCUCCCUUCUUCUUCUUCUUCGGAAAUUUCUUUUCUCUUCGAGGCCUGGUGCAGGGAGCACGGCAAGUCGUAUCACUCCGAAGAAGAGAAGUCGUACAGGAGACAAGUGUUCUCCGAUAACUAUGAAUUCGUCAAGAAGCAUAACGAGAUUGGGAAUAAUGGUACUACCCUUUACUCCCUUGAUCUCAAUGCCUUCGCCGAUCUCACCCACGAGGAGUUCAAAACCUCCCGAUUGGGCCUCUCUGCUUCCUCUGCCUUCGAUCGGGUGAACCGCCGGAAAGUCAGCCGGCUCGUCGGCGAUGUUCCGUCGGCGGUGGAUUGGAGGCAGCAAGGCGCUGUCACCAAUGUUAAGGAUCAAGGCAGCUGCGGUGCUUGUUGGUCCUUCUCGGCCACAGGAGCCAUGGAAGGCAUUAACAAGAUAGUAACGGGAUCACUCACAAGCCUCUCCGAGCAAGAGCUAAUCGACUGCGACAAAUCCUACAACAGCGGAUGCGAGGGCGGCCUGAUGGACUAUGCAUUCCAAUUCGUGAUCAACAACAAGGGAAUCGACACCGAAGAAGACUACCCAUACCUUGCCAAAGACAGAACCUGCAACAAGCAGAAGCUGAACCGGCGGUUUGUGACGAUCGACGACUACAUCGACGUCAGGCCAGGCGACGAGCUAGCUCUGAAGAGUGCUGUUGCGAAACAGCCGGUCAGCGUUGGUGUCUGUGGCAGCGACCGAGCGUUCCAGCUCUACUCCAAGGGGAUCUUCACUGGCCCGUGUUCGACUUCUCUGGAUCAUGCUAUACUCAUUGUAGGGUAUGGUUCGGAGAAUGGGGUGGACUAUUGGAUAGCCAAGAACUCGUGGGGGACGCAAUGGGGAAUGAAAGGGUACAUCUACAUGGCGCGAAACACCGGGGAUUCGCGAGGGGUGUGUGGGAUCAACAUGCUGGCUUCUUAUCCUGUGAAGAACGGACCGAACCCACCUGCACCGCCAUCCCCAGGACCUACGAAAUGUGACAUCUUUACGAGCUGCGGAGCAGGGGAGACUUGCUGCUGCUCGUUCCGGUUUCUGGGGAUAUGUUUCCGGUGGAAGUGCUGCGAGUUGAAUUCAGCUGUCUGUUGUAAGGACAAGGUUCACUGUUGCCCUCAGGACUAUCCAGUGUGUGACACUACUAAAAACCUAUGCCUUAAGACGAUGAGGAAUGGCACGAUAAUGCAGGUUGUUGAUGCGAGAAGGUCGUCCAAGGUUGGGAGUUGGAGCAGCUUGGUUGCAGAUUGGAUUAUGUAGAGUAGGUUCUGCCUUCUGAGAGUGGUUUUUUUCUCUAUCGAGUUGCUGUUUUAGGGUUGUAGAAGUAGUAGUUAAGACACUGGAAUCCCACUUUCUCAUUGUAGUGAGAGUACCUACAUACUUUCAGGCGAGUAUCCUCUUGUAAUUGGCAGCUGAGCUCAUCAUUGUUCUGUAAAAAAUCGAGUUCAGAUGAACUCGAAUCCUUUACGGUAAAUGAGACUGAUACGAAACCUUUAGACUCCAUUGAAAUGGUGAUUUGUUUAAAUGAGUAGAUUGUUGAGAAUACAAAUAACAGAAUUUGAAACGAAGAGGGAGCAGACUUUGUUUAACUGGCUUGUUUACGUGGGCAAAGUGGAUCACGUAAUGGCUGAUGAAUGGAUUGCCAUGCUGAAAUCAAGACUACUGCCACCUCAGGAAUCUAAUAGAAGAAUGGAAGAAGUGCACCAGUGAUGACAUUGACAUGGUGUUGGAUAGUACACAGAGCAGAUGCAAUCAACUCUCGG